This is a messenger RNA of Tetranychus urticae (two-spotted spider mite), 1313 nucleotides long. It is a transcript of the gene Pstk, whose product is annotated as Phosphoseryl tRNA kinase. Gene Ontology annotation, molecular function: kinase activity; tRNA binding. Lineage: Eukaryota; Metazoa; Arthropoda; Arachnida; Trombidiformes; Tetranychidae. The record is from RefSeq and is a predicted model, not a curated record.
UAAAUCAAUCAGCUGUUUCAUAGAUGUUAAGUUAUCGAUCAAUACUUGCCAUUUAAACUUGUGUUACUGUUUGGCUUAAACAUGAACAGAUGUUGUAUUGUUUUAAUCAGUGGUCUUCCUGCUUCGGGUAAAACAGUAUUCACCACAGAAUUGGUAAAUUACAUGCAGCUCAAUAAGAUUGAUAUUGAUCCGUUUUACAUUAAUUUUGAUAAAGUGAUUCCAUUGGAGGAUCAAAAACUUCUUGUGCAUCGUGAAGAUUCAUCUUGGAGGCAAUGUAGAAAAGAUUUCGUCUCGUCUUGUCACAAUUUUCUUGAACUUAUGUUGAAAUCACAAAGCUGCUCCAAGGAACAAUCAGAACCUUCAACUCAAGGAAAAUAUUUGAAUUCCAUCCUCGACCAAUUAUCUCUGGAUAAAUGUUCCAUCCAGAAUUACUGUCUAAACAACUCUCGUUUUUGUUUAAUCGUCGAAGACAACUUUUAUUACAAAUCAAUGCGAGAAGAAUUUUUUCGCUUAGCCAAACAAUUUAAUAUUGGAUUCGCCCUCAUCUCUUUCAAUAUUGCAAUUGACAUUUGUAUACAAAGGAAUACUCAAAGACCAAAUUCAGUUAACGAUGAAAUUAUUCAGAGAAUGGCUCAAUUAUAUGAGAAACCGAAAGCAGAUGAAUUUGGAAUCAGCUAUGAGAAUAAAGUACAAUUGAUGGAGAUUAAUUUUGAUAAUAUUAAUCACUACGAUGACCAAUUUAUAAAAGCUUUACAAAUCAUUAACAAAGCUAUAGACAAUCCAAUAGAAAGUCAUCCAGAUGAGUCUUGUAAUAAACUGUACCGAGAUAUCAGUAGAAAGAUCACAGCUAGUAACUCUUCUCAUAGAUUCGAUAACGUUUUACGUCAAUGUGCUAGCAAAAUAAUGACCAAUAAUCUGAUAAAAGUUAACGGCAAGGAAUUAUCUCUGAUCAGAAAAGAAUUGUUGAAAAAAUUUGGAAACAAUCAGCUAGAUCUUCCUGUUGAUAUCUCUGAAGAAACAUCGGAAGAGGUUUUGAUGCAGUUAUGUUUGGAUUUAAUUGAACGUGAGCUUGAAAAAAAGGCUAAUUAACGUAAAACAAAAUUCAGAAUCGUCUGAUCAGAGAUAAAUAUGAUCCAUGAUAUUGAAAUAUAAUUUAUCGUAGAAUCUAAAACUCGAUAUCCGUUGUUCGCUGAUUAAUUUCGUGUUUUCUAUCUUUAUAAUCUCACAGCAAUCAUCACCUGAUCGUUUUGAUGGUCUGAUAAUUGAGUGUCAUCACAUUUUCAGUUAACAUAAAGACGAAUGAUAAAUUUCAA